AUGUUGGAAAAUGCUGUGAAGUUCAUUAAAGUUUUUGAUCAGAUGGAAGAAGAAGAUGAAGAUUACAAUGAAUACUUUAAAAAGAAAGUUGAAGAAGAACCUCCUAGUCCAUAUGAUUGGGGUGUUGCAAAAGAGUUUAUAGUCUUUUUGAAGCUAUUUUACUCCACGACAUUGAAGUUUUCUGCAUCAAAUUUUGUGACAUCUAACACAUGUUUCCAGCAAAUAGUUGCAAUACAAACCAAGCUUAAGACAAGUACAACUAAUUCUAGUGCUCUAUUGGGUGACAUGGUGAGAAGAAUGCAAAGUAAGUUAGAUAAAUACUGGGGUAAGGCAGAUAGCAUGAAUCCAUUGUUGGUGAUAGCAGUGAUAUUAGACCCUAGAUAUAAAUUUAAAUAUGUCCAAGUUGCUUUGGAAAAUAUGUAUUCUGAGCCUAUACAACGUGAGCUAGUUACAAAAAAUAUCAUGGAUGUCUUAUAUAGCUUAUAUGGUGAAUAUUCAAAGGAUGUCUUUGAUAGUAAAGCUUCUCAAUCUCAAGCAAGAUCAGAACACGAUGAUGACAAUGUUGGGGAGAAUCAAGAUUCAAUUCCCGAUGAUGAUGUUUUGGCAGUCAUGGAUGAUGAAACAAUGAAACAAUUCUAUACAAUUGCAACUUGGUGGAAAGUGAAUGCUUUCAAGUAUAAGGUCUUGAGUUUGAUUGCACGUGAUGUGUUGGCUUCACCUGUCUCUACUGUCUCUUCAGAAUCUGCUUUUAGUACGGGAGGUCAAGUACUGGAUACUUUUAAGAGCUCCCUCUCUGUAAAAAUGGUGGAGGCACUCAUUUGUGCUCAAAAGGAAGAAUCAGGGGCUCAACAUUCAACCAUCUCUAAUGAUUCUGAAGAUGACGACGACGAUGAUGACGACGAUCUAAUGCAAAAUUAA
Messenger RNA from Prosopis cineraria, 918 nucleotides. RefSeq names its product zinc finger BED domain-containing protein RICESLEEPER 3-like. Bases 1 to 918 code for a protein of 305 amino acids. Gene Ontology annotation, molecular function: protein dimerization activity; DNA binding. The transcript has 3 exons. Lineage: Eukaryota; Viridiplantae; Streptophyta; Magnoliopsida; Fabales; Fabaceae. The record is from RefSeq and is a predicted model, not a curated record.